AGAGGGUUGGUGUUGGUGGAGGCGAAGCCAGUGUUUGUCUUCGAACUCCAGCAGAGACGAGGAUGGGAGGAAGAUGAUGAGCAGGAUGAGUGAAUCUCCGCAAAUAUCACUUCUAUCAUGAAUUCUGCCGAAACAGACAGAGUGUGGACCGAAAAGAACAAAGGCGUGUGCGCGCGUCUUUUUCUGGACACAUCCAACCGCUCCUGUGAUCUACUGAAGAAGAAGAAGAAGAAGGAGGACGGUGAUGAUGAUGAUGGUGAUGAUGAUGCGUCCAUACUGAGUCCAGUUUAACAUCUCGUCUUAAAAAAGAGAGAGAACCCACUCUGGAUCCAACAUCUCCAUGGAGGAAUUACUGGAGCGCCGCGCGCACGGAGACGCCGCGCGCGAACCGUGACAGAUUGACUACUUUUACUGGGGAAUCGCUUGUGUUGAUUGUGGAGAAGACUCAAUAAUCAUCAGCCGGCGCCGAGGAUCAGCGCGGCUCUGCAAUAACAAGACGCGAGUGCUUUUAUUGUUUCCCCCCUUUUUCUUUUAAAUUAAGCAAUAAAUUCUAUGAGAUAAACACAGUCCUGUGUUUGUGCGCAAUGGGCGACGGAGCGUCAAACUUCAGGAGCGGCAGCGGCAGCGCCGGUGUCUCAUCACCGCAACCCAGGACCGGUGCGGCGCACGCAGGAGCGCGGAUUGUUGGUUCAUAUUAACGAGAAAAACUAGCAGUGAACGAACAAUGAGAUUAUUAUUGUUGAUGGUUGGUUCUCGGAUGAGCUGUCAGAUCAACACUGUGACUGUUUUUUGAUGUUUUUCAGAAAACAACAUUCAGAUCUGUGGACUUUGGUUUGUUUAGAGACACGAGGCGUUGACGUAAACCAACACAGCCAUAUUAUCUAAUCAAUAAGUUUGAUUUUUGUAUUCUUUUUCCUUCUUUUUUUUUUUAUUUUGUUUUCGUUGCACUAUGAUGGAACCACCACCAUGCUCGAAGAAGAGCCUGUCCCUGUCGCUGCCGGUUCCCCGGGAAGGACAGGCGACCCUGAAGCCUCCGCAGCAUCUGUGGAGGCAACCGCGCACCCCGAUCAAAAUCAAGCACCGGGGCUACUCCGACACGGACCGGCACCACCACCGGCACAUGGAGCGCUCCGACGCCGUGGACACGAGCGACAGACCGGGGCUGAAGAAGUCCCGCAUGUCCUGGCCGUCGUCUUUCCACGGGACCACGAACACGUCCAUCGGAAACUGCGUCGGGAAUAAACGCUUCGAUUCGGAGAAUGGUCCCUCACCAGGCCGCAGUCCCAUGGAUUCGCAGGCGAGUCCUGGGGUGGUGCUGCACCCGUCUUUCCCCCAGAGUCAGCGCAGGGAGUCCUUCCUGUACCGCUCUGACUCCGACUACGACACAUCGCCCAAAACCAUGUCACGCAACUCCUCCGUCAACAGUGAGGGGCACGCUGAAGACAUGAUCGUCACCCCUUUCGCUCAGGUGUUGGCCAGCCUACGAACUGUAAGAAGCAACUUCACCAUCCUCGCCAAUGUCACAACACCCACUAACAAGAGGUCACCAGUGACAAGCCAACCCACUGUUCCCCAAGCCACACUCUCUGAGGAGACGUACCAGCAGAUGGCUCGGGAGACUCUGGAGGAGCUGGACUGGUGUCUGGACCAGCUGGAGACCAUUCAGACCCAUCGCUCCGUCAGUGAGAUGGCCUCCAACAAGUUCAAGAGGAUGUUGAACAGGGAGCUGUCCCAUUUGUCAGAGAUGAGUCGCUCAGGGAACCAGGUGUCAGAAUACAUCUCCACUACCUUUCUAGAUAAGCAGAACGAGGUGGAGAUCCCAUCCCCAACCUUGAGAGAGAGGGAGAAGCCCAUGUGUCACAUCAGUGGGGUGAAGAAGCUCACACACAGUUCCAGCCUUUCCAACUCCGCCAUGCCUCGUUUCGGCGUGAAGACUGAACACGAGGACGCAUUAGCCAGGGAGCUGAACGACUUGAACAAGUGGGGCCUUAAUAUCUUUCGUGUGGCAGAGUUCUCUAAUAACCGACCCCUCAGCUGUACUAUGUUUGCCAUCUUCCAGGAAAGAGAUCUACUGAAGACAUUUCGGAUCCCCAUGGACACAUUUGUCACGUAUGUAAUGACCCUGGAGGACCAUUACCAUGCCAAUGUGGCCUACCAUAACAGCCUUCACGCUGCAGAUGUCACUCAGUCUACUCAUGUACUGCUAUCAACACCGGCUCUAGAUGCUGUGUUCACCGAUCUAGAGAUUCUAGCUGCGUUAUUUGCAGCUGCCAUCCAUGAUGUGGACCAUCCAGGAGUGUCCAACCAAUUCCUCAUAAACACCAACUCAGAGUUAGCCCUGAUGUAUAAUGAUGAGUCCGUGUUGGAGAACCAUCACUUAGCUGUGGGCUUCAAGUUGCUUCACGAGGACAACUGUGACAUCUUCCAGAACCUCAGCAAGAGGCAGCGACAGAGCCUGAGAAAACUUGUCAUUGAUAUGGUUUUGGCAACAGACAUGUCAAAACACAUGAGUUUGCUGGCAGAUCUCAAGACCAUGGUGGAAACCAAAAAGGUGACGAGUUCUGGAGUACUGCUGCUGGACCACUACACCGAUCGGAUACAGGUGUUAAGGAACAUGGUGCACUGUGCAGACCUGAGCAAUCCUACAAAACCCCUGGCUGUGUAUCGACAAUGGACGGAGAGAAUCAUGGAGGAGUUCUUCAGGCAGGGAGACAAGGAGAGAGAGCGAGGGAUGGAGAUCAGUCCUAUGUGCGAUAAACACACCGCGUCUGUGGAAAAGAGCCAGGUGGGCUUUAUUGACUACAUAGUCCACCCGCUGUGGGAGACAUGGGGCGACCUGGUGCACCCUGACGCCCAGGACAUCCUGGACACUCUAGAGGACAACAGGGACUGGUACCAGAGCACUAUCCCACAAAGCCCGUCGCCGCCGCCUGUGAGCCAAGACAAGGAACUAAACGCCUGUUUGGACAAGUUUCAGUUUGAGCUCACCCUCGAAGACAGCUCUCCAACAAAUCAGGGUGAUGACGGCAACAAAGCCACGCCGAACCACGUGGCACAGGACUGCAGUCAGGGGGAGGAGGAAGAGGAGGAGGAUAAAAAGGACGAAGAGGAAGAUAUCAUGGUCGAAGAGGAAAAUGAGGACAUAAUAGAGGAGGAAGAUGAGAUGGCGAUGGAAGAGGAGCAGGAGGAGGAGCUGAAAGCUCAGCUGGCGGUGAGAUCUGAAAAGGAGAGACUUUCUGACACAAGUCCUGUAGAGGAAGAGGAGGAUUCUUCUUCACAAGCUGAAGAUACAUGAGUUCUGCUCCUGUAUCCCGCUCCUCACUUGCACACAUUAUCUUGUUAUUCCUUUCAAUGGCCAAACCAAGAACAAAUAAGACUGCAAAUGACAAUACAGACCUUUAAAUAUAUUUUUCAAAAAGGGAAUAAUUAAAAUAUUACAUAAAAAAAAAAAAAACACUUAAAGAGAAGUUAAUUACACAGCAACUGUAGAUUUGGAGUGGCGACAAGUCCAUCGGCUGAUUUCACGAUGAACUUAAGACCGAGCGGAAUUUAGGAGAGCAUUAACGGUGGUCAACUGAGGACAGCGUAGCACCCGGGGACUGAAAUGCACACACUCAAACACACAGGAAGUGACUCACAAACACAUUGGGAAGAAGAGGUGGAGUGAGUCGUGUUGAACGCACAACUACAUCGGUCAUGCCGGACGGUACAGGUGCAGUCCAUAUGUAUCCCUCUUUGAAUGUGUGUUUGUAUGAGUGCAUUAACACGAGGGACACAGAUCAGUAAUGAGUCUCUUUGGAAAAAGCCAUCUCUUAAUGAAGUAUUAACUAGUGUUCAGUCAGUUUUAGUCGUUCAUGUUCUUUAGGAUCUCAACAGAAACUGUUCUCCUCAGAAAAGCUACGUCUGAAUGACUUUUUUUUUUUCCAUUUCUGUCGGAAAGAAAAAUCAGAAAAUUGCAGAGUUUUGAGGAGAGAGAGGAUGAAAACUGAAAAACCGAAGGCGAGGAAGAUGCUGCGAUGAAGGGGCCGCCGGGUCCCAUACCCCUUUUCCCUUUACGAGGAGAGUGCUACUGGUGCAAGAUGGCUCUGUGCCUUUCUGAAACACCAGCUUCCUUGAAUGGAGCUGUCGUGAAGCAAUGCAUUGUGGGACAGGAGUGUCUGAUUUUGUUAUCAUUCUCUUUUUUUCGAUUGUCUCUUGUUGAAGCUCUCUCUCUCUCUUUAUUGUUCAUGGUAUUGUGGUGUGUAUCUCACACGUACAGUUUCUGUGGUGAUAUGUUUUGAAGCUGUAAGUCUUCCUUUGUUUGCUCUUUCUGGUAAUAUAAUAACUCAGAACUCUAGAUGCAGAGCAAUCACUACCACCUCCACAACCACCUGUGGACUCUUUUCAGCUUAUGGUUCUUUCUUAUUACAGUGAUUUCUUUCUUUUUUUUUUUACUUUUUUCGAGAAUAAGCCAUGAGAUGCUUUGAAGCAUAAGUUCCGCCUUUUUUCUAUUUAACCGUUGCUAAAUACGUUGAAGGGAUACAGAAUGAUUUCAUUAGCAGGAGGUUAGGUUUUCACUCGCCAUCCCUCGCACCCACUUGCACUGUUGUGUGUUUGCUUCUCCUCAUACUCGGCAACUCUCACCAAAGUGACGGCUUUUUAAAAAGAACUUACAGCGGCUGAAGUGAUUUGAAAGGAAUAAAAGACUUUGAGAAUAUGAAAAUCAGGGAGGUAGAAUGUCAGGGAAAGAAAAGGAAAAGUGGCAGUCCCUAAUCAUCGUUGUUAUGUUAGAUGCUUUUGCCUUAAUGUGAGCUGCAGGAUACAUACCUGCCCAGUAUGUAGAUUUAUAAGAUAUAUAAUAGAUAUCCUAGUAUAUUUAUAUCACGUCUGUAUGCUUAUUUCUGUGAGUAUCAGUGUAUCUAUACACAAUGUAUGCAGCAUUGCAUUUGGAGGGUUUGAGGGGGAACAUUGCUGCCAAUUUAGUCGUUACGUUGUUAACUGUGUUUGGAUCAACAUAAAGAAUGUGUUGUUAUGACUUUUUUUUUUUUUUCUCCAAAAUCUGGAUGACGAUCUUUAAGCUUACCUGCCGGGCAUGCAGAGGGAAAUGAGGAAGUGUGGUUAAGACUUCAUGAGCGGAGAGAAUGAAUAUGAUCAGGUGUUGAUUUGCUGACGAGUCAGUGGUUGUGUGUGUGUGUUGAGGAUGAUUGUGUCGUCAUGACUUACAGCCGACUCACACACGGCCUGAUGCUUGUUGCUAGCUGCGGUGUCACUACCCCAUCCGUACCGGAAACCUGAGUUGAUCUACACUAUAUGGUAUUUGAACGCCUGACCAUUACACCAACAGGGACUGUAAUGACCUGGCUUAGAUUUUAGUACUUUAGAUCAAGUAGCCUAUUUCAACAGGAAUUAGCUUGUUACUUGUACUUCGAACCUUGUGUUUUUGGACGGAUUGGGUAGCGACAGGCAGCUACUGGAGGUUGGCAGAGCAGUGUCUGUCAUAGCUGACUGCGUAGCAAGAGUUGCUAAUGUUGCUAAAGAGCUGGUGAUGUCGGCCAUUUUGUGAUCGUUUCGUACGACAAAAAACAGCCUUGAGCCUGAGAGCUACGUUUGGGCUGUGCCGUGUUUGUGCAGGCAGUGUUGGGAUGAAUUGACUUGCAAACUCCAGCUGUACACAGGGGCACAAGCAGUGUGGCAAUUUCCAACUCCGCUCUAUUCGGCGUGAAUGAGGGGUGUUUGAGUUGACGCCAUCCGGCGCGUGAGUGUGAGUCGGCCGUUAGGGAGUGAGUAAGAGGUGGCGGGAGGCUGAAGAUGUCGUCACGUGUGUGUGUCGUGUACGUUCGCUCACUGGCAUCAGCGCAUCUCGUCAAAUGAUGGUGUUUCCGAUCAGCACAGCUUCAGUAGGUCUGUUUAGGUGUUUGUUUUAUCACAGGGUAUAAAAAAUAUUAAAUAAAAGAACAUGGGUGUGGCUCUUUUGUCGAGCUAGUUCCUGCAGGUCAGUAACUGAGCCUCUGUGAAGAAGCCACAGCUCGGUGCAACAGGAGCCUGUGUGUUUGACCUGCUCUGUCACAGGAUGGAGCAGAGCUGCGGGGCCACCACACAGGCUUCCAACAUGGUGGAAUGGGAAUCCAGGACUAUUCUUGCAGUUUUCCUAAAUAAAAGAUUCCCAUAUGCAUCGGCCUUUUACUUUGAUGUUGCUUUGUUUUUGUGGCUUCUUGUUCUGUCAUAAGCUAUAAGGAUUUUAAUAUUUGAUUGCCAUACAAACACAAUACUGUAGCAAUUAUUUCUUAUUAAGAAAAAAAAGAUUAUUCAAUUGAUUAAUUGCUGCCAUUUCUUUUUAAAUAAAAAAAAGAAAACCAUGGGAAGUGUUUUCUUUGAACAGUGUGUGUACAGUUUAUUUUUAUAUCAUUCUGGUGGACGGUCUAGAAAAUGAAUCAUGUGUUGAUGAUAUAGCUAUAAGCGUUACAUCUUUUGUAUAUAAUGUAAUAUUGGAUUGUAAAUUAUAAAUUUAUCAGAGUCGUAAUGAUUGACGAAUGAUCACUUGAGGUUGCUAACUGAACCAUUGAAGCACUGCAGGCCACAUCCUCACUUUUUUUCACAAUUCAUUAUAUUUGUUGCUCACUUGUGUUAACAUUUCUGUCACUUGUUUUAAAUUGUUAUAACUGAAUCUAUUUGUACCAGCACUUUAUUUCGUCAGGUUUUGAGGCAAAUGGGCGUGUUUUCAGGUCGUGAACAGUCUGUGAUGGUGAUUUUGUUCAUCGGCGAUCACUUGUUGAUUAAAUAAAAUCAGAAACUCUCAUUGUGCAGUAGUCAACGUCAACCCCCUUUUCCAGAGGCAUAAUCUAACAAACAAGUCAUUCUGUAUUAAAUGUCCAUGUGAGAUUGAAGUUAUUUGACUGAUAAAGUCAAAUAUAGACUGAUUUUCAAAGAAAAUAACUGUGUCCUUAUCUAACUUGGCCAUUUCUUGGACGAUCACCACCUCUGUUUCUUCUUAGUAACUUUAAUUACUAGCCUGAGAGCCUCAAUGUCCGUCCCAUGGUGGCCUAACUAGCCGGUUCCCAUUGGGGUCGCUGUCAGCUCACUUUGUCGCAGACUGACUCCCUCUGAGAGAAAUUCUCUGGGCUUUAAUUCAUGUAUUUGUUCACAAAGAAGAAGAAAGAUAAUUCAAGGGAAAAGACAACAUGAAAUGAUUGUAAUAUUUGUAAAUGAUCUUGCUGUAAUGUGUAAAAUGUGUCCAAGUUAUUUUUUAUUAUAUUAUUUUUAUGAGAGUUUUUUCCUCUUGACAGAGCUGAGGUGUCAUUUUGUGAAUAAAUGCAUUUAAUAAGCAAACAUCUAUAUAUAAAAACAAUACUAUAGUAUAUCAGUAUAUUUUUCUUUUAUUUCACUGUUCAGUACUGUAAAGUGUGUUAAAAUACAAAUAAAGUAAGAUUUUUAUAUUAAAUAAA
Messenger RNA from Solea solea (common sole), 7421 nucleotides. It is a transcript of the gene pde4a, whose product is annotated as phosphodiesterase 4A, cAMP-specific. The transcript is spliced from 15 exons. NCBI's taxonomy places the organism in Eukaryota, Metazoa, Chordata, Actinopteri, Pleuronectiformes, Soleidae. Gene Ontology annotation, molecular function: 3',5'-cyclic-AMP phosphodiesterase activity. The record is from RefSeq and is a predicted model, not a curated record. Gene Ontology annotation, biological process: signal transduction. Bases 950 to 3295 code for a protein of 781 amino acids. Gene Ontology annotation, cellular component: cytosol; perinuclear region of cytoplasm; nucleus.